Molecule: messenger RNA, 2152 nt
Organism: Amoebophrya sp. A25
Lineage: Eukaryota; Dinophyceae; Syndiniales; Amoebophryaceae
Source: the annotation of a GenBank genome assembly
CCGUCUCAGAUUAUCUUCUCAGGACAAGUGGUAAGAUUACGAGCAGUACCAAAUAUAUACCAGAUGAACGAGAAUCCAAUAUCGAUCCAGUUGUUUCAUCUUCUUCUUGUCAUCUAGAACUUUAUAUUAGUACGUACACGACAAAGACAUAGAAGACCACAAACGUUCGUUUUCGGAGCUGUGUAGAAAAAGAUGUGUCCGUCACCUGCAGGAGGAGCGUCAAUCCCUGGGUACAAACCGAUCAUGGGGGGACAGCAAAUAUUCUGUCAUUAUCGCAUCGACCUAGCUUCUAUUAAGGCAAAGGGGGAGAUGAGAUAGAGAUGAAGCUUAGAGUAGAAGUAGAUGUAGAUCUUGACGUACUACUGGCGCAUCUUCUACUAGUACUAAUUGUCUCAAGUGGUCCAACUUUGUGUUUGUCAGAGAGAGAUGAGAGAGAGUUAGUUUUUGCUUCGCAUAAUUUCGAUCUAGCAGUCACCACUACAAGGUCAUCAUUAUAAGAGUCCUGCUCCUUUUCAAGUAGUCAUCCUCUAAUACCAGUGCGCCGAGCACGUCCUCGACCAAGCCUUCAUACUACACUCGAAGCGUGCCUUUGCUAGGAGAGCGGAACUUGCUAGGGACCUGGUCCUUUGGACAGUUGAAAAGGACGUUUGUAGCAGAUGUGGGGAAGUUAAGGUUCUUGUUUCAGAUUAUUUGACUUGCUUUAAGGUAGAUGCAUAGGUGUACUAGUUACCCUUUCCUGUCGUGAAAAACACUUAGACUUUUUAUUAAUAUUACUGACCUUUUCUGUCGGUGUCGUGAAAAAAUAUCGGCGAAAGUACACAUUUAGGCAUUAUAGGGCAACUACUUACGUAAGAAAAGCACCCCUAAGAAGAGCUUAUCCCCGCGACGUAGAAGCUGGAAACAAGAAAUGGCGACUGACCACGCGACAAGGAGUCCAUCUGCCAGACGCGGAUCCACUAGCAUUGCAUGUUUUAGGUGGCGAGCAUGAAGAUUUCUUCCUGGUUCAAGUAGAUGAUAGUGCCGAUGCUGGGAACGAAGAUCUCGAAGGCCUCAGCAAAAGCGACCUAAACUACUACUACGCCCACGAUCAAACUCAGACGCGAAGCGAAGCCCAGCAGCGACAAGCAAUUGAUGCUCCGCCAGUUCGGAUGGGACAUAAUAAACGACAAAGCCCAUUUGGCACCGACAUCGAGAAGUACGAAACGCUUACCAGUUACUCGUUUUCUGUUAUGGGGGAAGCAAGUUGUAAAACAAAGGCGUUAAUACAACUAGUAUCUGUUGAUGUUGUUCAAAAACUGCCUUUACUUCUACAUAGUUUGCUUUUCUCGCUUUUCUUAGUUCCCAUCAUCUUAACUCAUACUAGCAAAUCGAUCUCAGAGAUCCAGUUCCCAACCCGACCUCUAAAGACAACUACAACAGCACAACGGUGAAAGUGUUUAUCCUGCUGCCUGGCAUCGGAAAGAUCCCUCCGGAUCAGAUCAAGUCUAACUUUGGAGAAAGGUACUUUCAAUUAAAUCCAUGUUUUUCCUUCCUGUUCCCUAAAUUUAAUUUCCCUGUAAAAGUUUCUGUUUCUGUUUCCCUGUAAAAAAUGUGAAAAUAGUACAACAACAGGUCUUUCGAGGUCCUUGUCCACGGCUAUAACAAGAAGAAUUGGCGCUUGGGCUGUGCGAAGACGCAUGCCUUGGUGAUUCCAGAUAAGUGUCGACAUGUAAUCCGGGACAACAAGAUCACGCUUGUACUGCACAAGGCGACGGCGGGUGAUAUCUGGUUUGACCUGUUCAAGAAAAAAGCCAUUGGGGAUGAAGAAAAACCAUGAGUUCAUCUUCAAGUGGUUGUUCAAUAAAGUGCAUCGGUUGUAGACCUUGGAUUUGUAGACCUUGGAUUUGACAUUUGUUGCUACCUGCUGUAACCGGAACCGAACAGCGUCCAGGCUGCAUGCCAGGCUGCUACACCACCCCUCCACGCCAGUGCUCCACAUCCCCUCCACGAGAAACAGAGGACUCAACACAUUUUACGUUGAUACUGACACUGAUACUGGUGAACGAGUGGCCAUCCUCGGAUCGCUUCGUAAAAACAGCUUUUUUAAGCUUUUCUUCACAUAGCAAGAACAUAAGUAUUCUUUCGUGUGAUGAUUUUUCAACUAUGUAUGUAU